Nothoprocta perdicaria is the source of this 3460-nucleotide messenger RNA. RefSeq names its product Ras association (RalGDS/AF-6) and pleckstrin homology domains 1 (gene RAPH1). Gene Ontology annotation, biological process: signal transduction. Lineage: Eukaryota; Metazoa; Chordata; Aves; Tinamiformes; Tinamidae. Gene Ontology annotation, cellular component: cytosol; plasma membrane. The transcript has 15 exons. The record is from RefSeq and is a predicted model, not a curated record. The coding region runs from base 1 to 3423 and encodes 1140 amino acids.
AUGGAGCAAUUAUCAGAUGAAGAGCUUGACCAUGGUGCAGAAGAAGAUAGUGAUAAGGAAGAUCAGGAUCUGGACAAGAUGUUUGGCGCCUGGCUGGGGGAGCUGGACAAACUCACACAGAGUUUGGACACAGACAAGCCUGUAGCACCAGUGAAGAGAUCUCCUCUCCGCCAAGAAACUAAUCUUGCCAACUUCUCAUAUCGCUUCUCCAUGUACAAUUUGAAUGAAGCCUUGAAUCAGGGGGAGACGGUGGAUUUAGAUGCCCUCAUGGCUGAUCUCUGUUCCAUAGAGCAGGAGCUCAGCAACAUUGGGUCUCAUUCAGCAAAUAGUGCUGCAGUGAAACGGCUACCCACAGAAACCAAAGCUCCGAAACCACUUGCUAGUCGACCUUCUGCAAAGCACAGUAGCAUGAAAGGAUUAUCCUCUUCAGCUGGUAAGGUGACUAAACCAUCCCAUGCCAAUGUUUCUCUGGAUGACAUCACUGCACAAUUAGAGAAAGCCUCCUUGAGCAUGGAUGAGGCAGCCCAGCAGUCUGUCACAGAAGACACUAAGCCUGCUCAGCACAGGAGGACAGCAUCUGCUGGCACAGUGAGUGAUGCUGAAGUGCGCUCCAUUAGCAACUCCUCCCGUUCCAGUGUGACCUCCGCAGCUUCCAGCAUGGACUCCUUAGAUAUCGAUAAGGUGACAAGACCUCAGGAACUGGACUUGACAUCACAAGGGCAACCAAUCACUGAGCACUCCUAUUUGGACAGGGAAACCUCCCUCCUUCUGAGAAACAUUGCAGGGAAGCCUUCUCAUUUGCUGACCAAGGAGGAACAAGCUGCUAAACUCAAAGCUGAGAAGAUUAGGGUUGCCUUAGAGAAGAUUAAAGAGGCACAAGUGAAAAAAUUAGUGAUCAGAGUCCAUAUGUCUGAUGACAGCUCUAAAACAAUGAUGGUGGAUGAGAGGCAGACAGUGAGACAAGUGCUAGACAAUUUGAUGGACAAAUCCCACUGUGGUUACAGUUUAGACUGGUCGUUGGUAGAAACCAUCUCUGAAUUGCAAAUGGAAAGAAUCUUUGAAGAUCAUGAAAAUUUAGUUGAAAAUCUUCUGAACUGGACAAGAGACAGUCAGAACAAACUAAUGUUUGUGGAACGAAUAGAGAAAUAUGCACUUUUCAAGAAUCCCCAGAACUAUCUUCUGGGGAAAAAAGAAACCUCUGAAAUGGCAGACAGAAAUAAAGAAGUGCUGCUAGAGGAAUGUUUCUGUGGAAGCUCUGUAACAGUGCCAGAAAUUGAGGGAGUUUUGUGGCUGAAAGAAGAUGGUAAAAAGUCAUGGAAGAAACGUUACUUUCUUCUUAGAGCUUCUGGAAUCUACUAUGUCCCUAAAGGGAAAGCAAAGGUAUCACGGGAUCUCGUGUGCUUUCUACAGCUUGAUCAUGUCAACGUUUACUAUGGACAGGACUAUCGGAACAAGUACAAAGCACCUACAGACUACUGCUUAGUACUGAAGCAUCCUCAGAUCCAGAAGAAAUCCCAGUAUAUCAAGUAUCUUUGCUGUGAUGAUGUGAGAACUCUACACCAGUGGAUCAAUGGCAUCCGCAUUGCUAAGUAUGGGAAGCAGCUGUACAUGAACUACCAGGAAGCACUGAAGAGGACGGAAUCGGCAUAUGACUGGACUUCCUUGUCUAGCUCCAGUAUCAAGUCAGGCUCCAGCUCAUCUAGUUUGCCAGAAUCUCAAUCAAAUCAUUCUAAUCAGUCUGACAGUGGAGUUUCUGACACGCAGCCAACUGGACAUGUCCGUUCCCAAAGCAUUGUCAGCUCCAUGUUCUCCGAGGCCUGGAAGCGAGGCACUCAACUGGAAGAAUCUAGCAAGGCCCGUGCCGAGCCCGCAGGGCGGCCCUUGGUGUCCCUCGCCCCUCCCGUGUCCCCGCAGCCCAAAGCGGCGGCUCCCUUCGCGGCGUCGCAGCCGUCGCCGCCACUGCCGCCGCCGCCGCCCCCGCCGCCCCCUCCACCGCUUCUCCUCCGCCGCCUCCGGCCGCUGCCAGCGCCCCCGAAGCCCCUCAUGGCAGCUCUCCCCAGCCAGCCCUGCAAGGCAGCGUCCCUGGGGGGCUCGCACGCUGCUCCCUCCGGGCCCGCUCCCUUGCCCCCUGCCAUAAAGAAACAGCCGAGUGUUACCUCUCCACAGGUGCCACCGCUGUCCCCAGCCCCUGCCAGUGUCACUCCCCCACCCACCUUCCCCAAGCAGCAGAGCUUCUCCGUGAAGCCCCCUGCAUCCCCACAGUCCCCGGUGCCGUCGGUGGUGAAGCAGAUAGCCAGCCAGUUCCCGCCGCCUCCCACGCCACCUGCCACCGAGCCCCAGCCUCUCAAGCCACUGCCGCUGAGCGUGGCUCCCCAGUCACCUCCGGCCGUGAAGGCAAAGCCCAAGUGGCAACCUAUGGUUGUUGCCUCCCCUGACUUCCCCCCUCCUCCACCUGAGAGCAGUUUAGUGUUUCCUCCUCCACCUCCUUCCCCAGCUACCUCUGCAGGUUCUCCCCCCCCUGACAGAUCAGGGUCUCCAGUCAAAAAGACCAGCAAGACAUCGAGCCCGGGAGGGAAGAAACCGCCCCCAACACCUCAGCGCAACUCAAGCAUCAAGUCCACCAGCUCCACUGAGUACCACGAGUCCAAGAGGCCUUCAGUGGACCGCCUUGUCAGCAAAUUUGCACACCCUCCGGAGCCCGCGGGGUCUCCUUCCAAGGAGUCAUCGCCUCCUGCAGCCCCUCCAAAGCCGGGGAAGCUCAACCUUUCUGGGGUGAGCCUGCCAAUUGUCCUUCCGCACGGAGGCAUCCCGGCCAAGGCUUCCAUCCUGCCCGUAGCCGGGAAGGAGCCCGUGGUCGAAUUCCCUUCGCCACCAUCGGAUUCGGACUUUCCACCGCCACCACCUGAAAUAGAUCUUCCUCCCCCACCGGUUGAGAUCCCAUCAGUGUUUUCAGGCAGCACCUCCCCAAAAGUGGCAGUGGUCAAUCCUCAGCCUCAGGCGUGGUCAAAACCACCGGUGAAGAAGGCCCCGCCGCCCACGCGUCCCAAGCGGAACGACAGCACACGGCUGACGCAGGCGGACGCAGCGGAGCCGCCCGGGCCAGCCAGCCCCCAAGUGCCCACUUCACCCAAGUCCAGCCUUAGCGUGCAGCCGGGCUUCCUGGCAGACCUCAACCGGACGCUGCAGCGCAAGUCCAUCACCCGGCACGGCUCCCUCUCCUCGGCGCGCGCCUCCCGAGCGGAGCCCACGGCCACCAUGGACGACAUGGCCUUGCCGCCGCCGCCGCCCGAGCUGCUGGCCGACCAGCAGAAGCCGAGCGGCUUUGGGGGCAGUCACAUAUCAGGCUAUGCAACGUUGCGGAGGGGGCCGCCCCCCGCGCCCCCCAAGAGGGAUCAAAACACCAAGCUCUCGCGGGACUGGUAGGCGCUGCCCAGGGCCGGUGCUCCGGGGACUCGCGAGC